Eimeria tenella is the source of this 435-nucleotide messenger RNA. RefSeq lists its product as uncharacterized. The transcript has a single exon. Lineage: Eukaryota; Apicomplexa; Conoidasida; Eucoccidiorida; Eimeriidae. The record is from RefSeq and is a predicted model, not a curated record. The coding region runs from base 1 to 435 and encodes 144 amino acids.
AUGUCUUGCACAAACUCUCCUCCUCCUCCCUCUUGUGAGGGGCCAAGGCAGCAGCAGCAGCAACAGCAGCAGCAGCAGCAGCAGCAGCAGCCAGCGGAUCCGCCGCAGCAACCUCUCCCGCACCCGCACCGCCCCCAGAAGCAGGAGCAGCAGCAGCAGCAGCAGCAGCAACGGCAGCAAGAUCACCGGCAGCAGCGACAGCUGCCCGAGCCGUCGCCGCCGCCGCAUCCACAGCAGCAGCAGCAGCAGCAGCAGCAGCAGCAGCAAAAGGAGCAGGAAGGCAGGCAGCUGGCGGAGUGGUUUAUGCUGCACUGUUUAAAUAAUUCUUUUUUCGAAAAUGAAUUUGAAAAAAAACAAAAAGUCUGGAGACAAAAAGAUCUGGAAGACUCCCCCAUAGGCCCCCAGCUCUUGGACCCCGUUAGGCCCAAACCCUAA